This is a messenger RNA of Coccomyxa subellipsoidea C-169, 972 nucleotides long. RefSeq lists its product as hypothetical. The transcript has 5 exons. The record is from RefSeq and is a predicted model, not a curated record. NCBI's taxonomy places the organism in Eukaryota, Viridiplantae, Chlorophyta, Trebouxiophyceae, Coccomyxaceae. Bases 1 to 972 code for a protein of 323 amino acids.
AUGGGUUUUGUGUGCCUCGUGCAGCUUUUGGUCCUGCUCCUAAAGCUCUGCACCGUGUACGAAACUCUGUUUCCCCGCAUCUCUAAGGACAUCCAGUCUUAUAUAACAGAAGGAGGAUUGGCGCUGCAGUCAGGCAUCUGGGAAGUGUACAGACCCCCACCUGGGGUCAAGUAUGAUGGUCCGCGCUACCGGGAGUGCAUUGCAGAGCAUGCAAAGCGGGUGGAUGGCUUGCUGCCGUUGGCGGCAGUUGUGCCAGUGCUGUGGCGCUCAUGGGAAGGUGAUGACAUGGCCAGAGCUACCUUUGCCACCCUGGUGGCACUGGAGGCACUGCAGAGUGAACGAGACGAGUGGGACGCUCUGCUGCAAAUGAAUGGCCUCUCCAUGGAGAUGGUCAAAUUACUGCUUUACAAAGUUCUCCUGCAAGCGAUCAACAAUGAGUCAGCUGAGAGGGAUUUGAGCGACAAAGAGUCGGCAGAGAUACACAGGACGAUAUGCAAAUAUCAAGCAGUGGACCCAACAUCACCGUGGGUCACGGAGUACUUUGCUGUGUUAUUGCGCGAAUUCAUACCAAGGCGAGCAAUGCAGGCCAAGGAAUACAAGGCGCAGCUGGACAGCUGGGGUGAGUUCCGGUGCAAGCAGACAGGAGGCUGGAUGCCUUUAGAGCAGCACCGCAUGGCCUUCAAGGAGGAUUGCUGGUGCAGCCUGGGAGUGGCAGCUUGGUAUCAGGCAACCAUCAGGCUUGACCCUGCCUUUGGGGACUCAGAGCUCCCAGCCUUCACGGACGGGGAACUUCAACAGGAGUGCAUGCAUGUCAGGUGUCACAUGUGCAAGGAGCUUAACGACAACCUGCGCUGGUGCAACGGAUGCCAGCAGGCCAAGUAUUGCUCCAAGGCCUGCCAGAAGAAGCACUGGAAUAGCGGGCACAAGUUUCAGUGCAGUGCUGCAAGCUCAAAAGGGACUCAGGGCGUGUGA